CGCUCAUUUCAAUUACUUUUUUUGGACGGAUCGAGAGGUUGCUCGCUCUCUUUAUUUGGAUCGACACAGGCUGGCUUCGAAGGCGUAUUGACAUCACAAGAGCACGAAUCCGACGUCAGCAAGUGCCAGAUUGAUACGUAUGCUGGGCUCGUGCAAUACUCAAGGAGGCUAGAUUUGUCCUUGCAGCUGUUCGACAAGCGCGGACUUUAGCAGACAUGUCUCCGCCACAGGCCAUGUCCCAGGCGGACCGACAAGCAGGUCGCCCUCAAAUGCCGGACUUAGCAUCGCUGAUUCCUCCUUCGUCUGCGAUCACCACCGACGCCCUGGUGACAGCGCCGACACCUCACCUCGAGACGCCACCUGGCGAGUCCAAGGCUUCUUCCUCAGCGAAUCCUCUCUUUCAAGCGGCCGCCGCCGCCGCCGCCGCCGCCGAUAUACGCCCCGAGGAAGACGACUUGAACGACGACGAGCGCGUAAAGAUGGCGUCAAUGACACUGCAAGCCUCGGGACCUGGCUGGGCGCUACUCCCCCAGCGUCGAGCUGCAAACCUCGACCUGAGCCACACCGACCCCAUCAAGGGCUGCUCCACCGCCACCCCCACGGCAGUGGUGGGCUUGGAUGGAACCGGACGGAACUGCAGCGCCGAGGACAGUAGCAAUGGCAGCAGUACAACCAGUAUUGGAAGCUCAAGCUACGUAGCCAACAGUCAGGGAUCGAGGAGCAGCAACGGGAGCAAAGACGUCGUUCUGCCGACCAUCAACAGCAAGCGAAAGGUGGAUGACUCGGACUCGGACAUGGAGCCGCUUGACCACACGCAGAGACCGGAUGAAAAGAUCCGAUGUACGAAUGGUCUCGAUGCCAACAGACGGCCACGAAGCUCGAGCUUACACGCCUUGCAAGUCGACACUCUCUCGGCUCCACGAAGCGGUCGUUUUGCUGACUCGAGCCCGGCAUCGGCCCUCCGUCAUGUUUCUGAGAUCCCCGCUGAAGGUGCUGGUCUGCGCGGCUCAGACGCUCAUGUCCCUGCCGGUGCUGUUGAAUCUUCGUCCGGCGUCGACUCGCUGAUGAACGACGGCGAGGGUGCGAAUGGAGCCCUCGCGACGGCUCCGUCCGGCUGGAAGAUCGGCAACGCCUCAUCAUUUGCUCCCCCAGCGGCCAAGAGACUCUGUAUAAGGCACCAACGCAUGGCCGACGAGGGAGUCACUGCUAGGCUUCAACGGUCGAUUGACUCGCUUCCGUUGGCCGACCAAACAGCCGUGAACACGGUGUGGUCCUUGUUCUCGUCGUCGCCCCACCCAAGAAGGGCAUUGAUGCUCCAAGGUCUCUUGACCAUGUGCUGCUUCUCGCAGCUCUCUCUCCUCUCAUCGGAGCUGGCCCUCGCCAUUCGUAUCGACCCAUUCAGCCUCUUUCCCAGAGAAGUCAGCCUCAAGGUGCUUCGUCACCUUGAUGCCAUCAGCCUAGGCCGCGCAGCUCAGGUUUCGCGAACUUGGAGGAGCCUGGCCGACGAUGACCUGCUAUGGAGAAACAUGUGCGAGCAGCACAUCGAAAGGAAGUGCGAGAAGUGUGGUUGGGGUCUUCCGUUACUCAACGAGAAGCGAAAGAAGGCGCGCCAGCUUGCUCAGCCCGGCAGCUCGCGCUUGUCGACAUCUCCAGCACCAAGCACCAGCCCGGCCGCGAAUGGAACUGUGUCUGCGUCAGGCUCGCUGAAGAGGAGCAUCACGGCGGCGGCCAAUGCAGCUGCCCAAGAGCGACAUGCCAAAUCAACAAAUGCGUCGAGGAGCAGCAGCCCAUCCCCCACAGCAACGGUGGCGGCCACAAAGACUCAACAGGCGACCACGAGGCCGUGGAAGUCUGUCUACUGUGAGAGGCUAGCCAUUGAGCGCAAUUGGCGUCGUGGUCGAUACACGACCAAGAUCCUUUCCGGCCACACCGAUGGAAUCAUGUGUCUUCAGUAUUCCGAGUCCCUUGCCCACCCAGCAUUCCCAGUCGUCAUCACUGGCUCUUACGAUCGAACCGCACGUAUCUGGAACAUGGAGACGGGCGAAGAGCUGAGGGUGCUGCGCGGACACACGCGAGGCGUGCGCUGCCUUCAGUUCGAUGAGGCCAAGCUCAUCACAGGGUCCAUGGACCGGACGCUGAAGAUCUGGAACUGGCGUACGGGCGACCUCAUCAGGACCCUCGAGGGCCAUACGGAAGGCAUUGUCUGUCUCCAUUUCAACGAGGACACACUGGCUAGCGGCAGUGCAGAUAGCAACAUCAAGAUCUGGAACUUCCGCAGUGGCGAAUGUUUCACGUUGCGAGGCCACACCGACUGGGUCAAUGCUGUUCAGCUAUGGACGGGAAAGCGGUCUCGCGACGCGCAAGCCCAAGCCACGCGCACCGAUUGGAAGUCAGGAAAGGUUGAGGCUGCGCCAGCAGACGAGGAUCACGCUCAGAACCGAGAUCGCAAGUCAAAUGACGGUCAGCCCCCCUCGUUUCUCUUCUCGGCCUCGGACGAUGGCACGAUUCGUCUGUGGGACCUCGAGGAGCGCGAAUGCCUCAUGUCGUAUGACGGUCACGUCGGUCAGGUGCAGAGCAUCAAGCUGGUUAUGCUCGACGAUGAAGCCGUGAGAAAGCUAGCUCAGAGCGCUGGCGGCGGGCCGGGAGCAGAAGAUGCCGACGCGAUGCGAAGACGAGAGAUUCGAAUGCAGCGCAACGAGCCUCAGCGCACGCGGGCCACCUCUACUGACGACGACCAUGAAGACGUCGGAAGAGAAGGGGCCGAGGGCGAGGCGAGCACCUGUGGCUACAACCCACCUGCCGUGCCCGGUGGACGAGCGGCCAACACAGGCUCGGCACCAGCAAUUCCCGACCACUUUGCAUAUGUCGCCGCUGCUUCAACUUCUUCGUCGCCAUCAAUGGGACGCCGACGCGAAUCUGUUGCUAGACCAUCGACGCCCCGAAGAAGGAUUGACCCCGCCCUGCUUCACUUGCAAGACCGCCUCUGCAAGGCUGGCCUCGUCGCGCCGCUCCCCCUCGACGCCGAGCUGAGCGACUUGGAGGGCCCCCUCGCGUACGACUACGUCUCCUCCUCUUCCGACAAAGGUUCCCAUCACCGUUCUGCCCCUCGCCCUGUCCUGAUCAGCGGCUCACUCGACAACACGAUCCGCCUCUGGUGCGUGCGCACCGGCCGCUGCAUCCGCACACUCUUUGGCCACACCGAAGGCAUCUGGUCCUUGUCCCUCGACAAACUCCGCAUUGCCAGCGCUUCGCACGAUCGUUGCAUCAAGACGUGGGACACCGACUCGGGCGCAUGCAAGCAGACGCUGGUCGGACACCGAGGCGCCGUGACGUGCGUCCAGCUUGGCGACGACAAGAUCGUCUCUGGCAGUGACGACGGUGAUUGCCGCAUCUGGUCAUUUGCACCGAGAUCCGAGUCUUCCUGAACUUGGUCCAUUUUCGCUUUUGCGCCUGUCUUGGUCCCUACCCUACUUUGCUGGUCGCUAUUUCCUUCCCCCAUCUCAAUAUUGUUCGUGGGAUUCCUGUCACUGCCUCUACCUUGUCCAUAGGUAAUCUUGUCUGUGUCUCUGGGUUUUUUUUUCUAUUCUCCAGUUCUUUCAAUUUGUAUAUUACCAUGGCCAACACCCACAUCAUGAAUAUCAAAGCUCUCUCC
Messenger RNA from Acaromyces ingoldii, 3652 nucleotides. Its product is annotated as WD40 repeat-like protein. Bases 216 to 3425 code for a protein of 1069 amino acids. Gene Ontology annotation, molecular function: protein binding. Lineage: Eukaryota; Fungi; Basidiomycota; Exobasidiomycetes; Exobasidiales; Cryptobasidiaceae. The record is from RefSeq and is a predicted model, not a curated record. The transcript has 2 exons.